AUGGGCUUAGAAUUAGUUUACGCAAUUCAUCCAUUUGAGGCCGAAAAUGAUGAUGAAAUUGCUUUUGAAUUUGGAGAGCCCAUUACAGUUUUGGAAAAAGAUGAAAUGUAUGGAGAUGGUUGGUGGCAGGGAGAAAAUAUUCAUGGAAAAAUUGGACUUUUUCCCAUGACUUACACUAGUUACAUUAAUCCUUUAACAUCAUCUGAAACCGAAAAAGACGAAACAAUUGAUGAUAUACAUGACAAAUUGCAAAAAAUGGGUAUAAAGAAUGAAGAAAAUGAUCAAUUCCAAAUUGAAUCAAUUGAAUUACAACAGUCGCAAUUACAAGCGUUGUCAUCUAAAAAUGUCAGAAAUGGCAAAUUAUUAAUUUCACCAUCAUCAGGAUCUAAUAGUAGUAAUAAUAGUAGUCGGAUAUCUUCAUUGAGACGAUCACAACGACAAUCUUCGGAGAAUAAUACAAAUAAAUUUGGUUCACAUUCCUCUUCUUCACAAAUUCAAAUUGGUCCAGUAGCGCCAUCUCCCACAGAAUUAAUCAUAUCAGCUCCUACAGAAUUAAUUGUAUCAUCAUCAUCUGAAACAAUAGAAAAUUCACAAGCUGAAUUUGAUUCAUCUACUAUUAAUAAUUUUGAAUAUCAUCCAUUAAAUUGGGAUGUUCGAAAAGUUUGCUCAUGGUUAGAAGAAAAAGGAUUUAAAAAUGAAAUAACCAAUUUUAUUGAAAAUGAUAUCACGGGUGAUGUCCUUUUACAACUUGAUUUAUAUACACUUAAAGAGUUAAAUAUUAAUUCUUUUGGGAAGAGAAUGCAUAUAAUGAAUGCAAUAAAUGAAUUGAAAUCCCAAUUUUCUAUGGCUGAGGAACCAGGACCGGAUGAUGAUGUUUCAGAUAUAGAAGAGCGUAGUGAAAGAGUAAUUUCACCAGUUGCACGUUCCGAGCCAUGUCAAAUAUACCCACAAAAUUUGGGUUAUAAUAAUUAUUUAACAAGUAGCAAUAUUGCAUCUAUGAAUAAAGUGGGAGAUCUUAAUCAUGAAUAUCUUAGGAAUGAUGUUGAUAACUUGAAAAACAUUAAAAAUAAUUAUACAUUCCCAUCUUACUUUUCUAACCCUCUGAAAUUAGAUUUUGCAGAAGAUUCAAAUAUUGAUAUUGUCAAUAAAAAAUCACGAAAAAUAUUUCCAAAGUGGAAUAAUAGUUCUACAGAAAAUCAAACAGGAGUGUUCAAACGUUAUUCAGGUAGCAAUGAAAGGCGGAAUACUUCUGGAAAACAAAUUGGAAAAGAACAAACAACUGAAAAUUUAAUUUAUAUUAAUGAAGAAAUAAUGGGAGCUAUUGGAGAGCCAGAUUAUGAAGGAUGGCUCAAAAAACAAGGAACCAAGUAUAAGACAUGGAAGUCACGUUAUUGCAUCUUGAAAGGCGCAGAUUUUUAUUAUUUCAAGUCAAAUAAAGAUGUAAAUAGUCCAAAAAUUAAAGGACACAUAGAUCUUACGGGAUAUCGUAUAAUUCCUGAUGAAAACAUUUUACAUGGAAAAUAUGGAUUUAAAUUGACUCAUAAUUCAAUGCGAACGCAUUAUUUUGCACAUGAAGAUGUUGAAAAGAUGAGAGGAUGGAUGAAGGCGAUGAUGAAAGCCACGAUUUUAAGGAAUAAUGAAGCACCCGUAAUAAGUUCAAGCAAUAUUAAUACGGUAUCACUCGUAGAAGCAUUUCAGAUGGCCCCAAGACCACCACAACCUAGAAGACCAUCGAUAUCCGCAGUAGCAUCAUUAGCAAAAAUCUCGUCAACACCAACAUCUUAUACCAAGUCAUCUACUAUGGGACCACUAGAACCUUUAGUUAAGAAUAAAAUCAUCUCACCAAAAAUACGACCACAAAUCAAUAAUAAUAAAAAAUUUUAA
This is a messenger RNA of Diversispora eburnea, 1884 nucleotides long. Lineage: Eukaryota; Fungi; Glomeromycota; Glomeromycetes; Diversisporales; Diversisporaceae. The record is from the annotation of a GenBank genome assembly.